AAAACUGGUGUAAGAACAAUGACAACAAAAUCAAACGGCGCAAUUGAGUUAUUAAACAAAAUCAAGGGCCAAAAACGUAGAUUAUAUCUCGAAGACUUUUACUACUCGUACAAAUGUUCCAAAAUUGGCUCUGAGGCAAAACCGCGCGAUUCCAGUGGUAAUUUUGAGGAUGUUAAACCGAAAGUGGAGGAUUUGGAGACUGAAACGGAUCAGAAACCGGUCUACCGGCACAAUACCCGUCGCAAAUUGCCCUACAACGACUCCGAGAAGAAAUACGUUUGCAAUAGUUGCACUUUUCGGAGCAAAUACCGGAAAAGUCUCACCGAACACAUCCUUCUUCACAAGUCACGUGACGAGACCCCCAUCUACCAUUGCGGCGAAUGCUCGUAUGAAACCAAACGAAAACACUACUUACGCAAACACAGUCUGAUCCACAAGUCGAGCAACCAAUUAGAAAUGCACAAGUGUCCCGAAUGUGACUUUGCUACGAAACGCAAAGAUGGCUUACAGAGACAUCUACUGUUGAUACAUAACCACAAUUCUGAAGCUUUGAUAUAUAAGUGUCCCGAAUGUAGCUACCAGACCAAAUUGAGCUAUAGUCUCACCUCGCAUAUGCUCGUACAUAAAACUUCCGAUGAUUUUUACAAAUAUAAAUGUUCGGAAUGUCCAUACAAAACCAAAGAAAAACGCUCGUUGUUCAAACACUCCCUGAGCCAUAAAAGCAAAGAUGAGAUACAUACAUACAAGUGUCCGCAAUGUCCGUUCGAGACGCGCCGCAAAGCCAGUUUGAGUAAACACAUGGCGGUGAUUCCCGGCGAGGAAUUCGGGGAAACCCACAAAUGUACAGUUUGUGUGUUUGAAACGACACGCAAGAAGUGUCUAAGGAGCCACAUGCUGUCGCACCGAAAUGCCAAUAAGGCUUACAAAUGCCCAUAUUGUCUCUACGAACACACCAAGAAGAAGAAACUAACACGCCAUAUAUCUGUCCAUAAUGAUGGGGAAGACUCCUAUAAGUAUAGAUGUCAGGAGUGUCCCUUUAAGACAAAAUGGGUGGAUGCACUCAAUACACACAAGUUGAGACAUGUCAAAGAGGAAGAUGGCGGCAUUUUUAAAUGUAUGGUGUGUUCGUAUAAUGCCAGGAACAAGGCACACUUGACCAGACAUUUGAAAAUGCAUAAGAGGGAUAGUGGGGGAAUUUAGGGGUUUUAGUUUUUAUAGGUUAUUUAACUGUGAUAUUGCGAGUCAAAGUCCCUAUUAGGGUGUGUAGAUUGUGUACCUUGAGCUAAAUAAAAAGAUGUGCAUGCCA
Molecule: messenger RNA, 1306 nt
Organism: Tribolium madens (black flour beetle)
Lineage: Eukaryota; Metazoa; Arthropoda; Insecta; Coleoptera; Tenebrionidae
Product: putative zinc finger protein 66
Exons: 2
Biological process (GO): regulation of transcription by RNA polymerase II
Cellular component (GO): nucleus
Molecular function (GO): RNA polymerase II transcription regulatory region sequence-specific DNA binding; DNA-binding transcription factor activity, RNA polymerase II-specific
Source: RefSeq, a predicted model, not a curated record